UAAUUUUUUAAUUGAUGCAAAUCACCAGAGUUGAGUGAUUAUCGUGGUGCGCUAACGUGAACAACACACAUAUUUGCGGUCGGUCGAUCAUCGUCGCAUUCAUUGAUCUUCUCUUCGCCAAAGAAUUGUCGCGUUUUCGCCUUAUUUUCAAUACCUGUUCUCCUUUUCCGUUUGGCUGAUUUAAGGAAUCUUUCCCUCUCUCCUUUGGAUCUACCACAAAACAACAAAAAAACAAAAUGAGUGAACAAGAAUACGACAAGGAACAGUUGAGAAUUUUGCGCAACGCUUUCAAGGCAUUCGACCAUGAGGACAAAGGUUUCAUUGAGCAUGCCGAUGUCCAUCAGAUCCUUGAAAUUUUAGGCCAGAAAUUGGAUGAGAAGGCCGUCAAGGCCCUCAUCAAAGAGGUCGACAAAGGCAAUAGUGGCAAAUUGGACUUCUCUCAGUUUUGCAAAUUGGCCGCCCGCUUCGUGGAGGUGGAAGAGGAUGGACCUGUGCUAAUGGGUGAAUUGAAGGAGGCUUUCCGUGUCUACGACAAGGAGGGCAAAGGCUAUUUGCCCAUUGCCACAUUGCGUAGUAUCUUGCACGAAUUAGAUGAUAAGUUGUCGAAUCAGGAUUUGGAUAUGAUCAUUGAUGAAAUUGAUGCUGAUGGUUCCGGUACAGUAGAUUUCGAUGAAUUUGUGCAAGUGAUGACAGGUUAAGUAUAAGUUUUAUAACCAUCCAUUAUUUUGUCCCGUUUUGGGGCGGUUUUUGAAGGCAAAGAAGACAUAUUUUUCUAAUUUUUUUGAAUUAUUUAAUUUAAUUGUAUUUUGAAAUAUUUAUUUUUUAUUUUUGUUAUUUUAUUAAAACAAAA
This is a messenger RNA of Stomoxys calcitrans (stable fly), 850 nucleotides long. It is a transcript of the gene TpnC4, whose product is annotated as troponin C. NCBI's taxonomy places the organism in Eukaryota, Metazoa, Arthropoda, Insecta, Diptera, Muscidae. The transcript is spliced from 6 exons. The record is from RefSeq and is a predicted model, not a curated record. Gene Ontology annotation, molecular function: calcium ion binding; enzyme regulator activity. Bases 237 to 698 code for a protein of 153 amino acids.